Molecule: messenger RNA, 2847 nt
Organism: Phyllotreta striolata
Lineage: Eukaryota; Metazoa; Arthropoda; Insecta; Coleoptera; Chrysomelidae
Source: the annotation of a GenBank genome assembly
AAAAAAAGUGCCAAGUAUUAAAUUUUAAUUAAAUUAGAAAAAUGGAAAAAGAAAGAUUUUCACUGUUGCUCUUGGAUCCUGGCGAAAUUUAUUUCGAGGAUUUUAGCGUACUGUUCAUACCGCCGGACACGACACCGAAAACGUACGACACCAAGAAGCAGGACGGCAGAUUAAAAAUGUGUUCAAAGUCCUUAGUGUUCGAUCCCAAAGACAUAUCCCAUCCGAUAAUUAAGAUCCUCUACAAGGAUUGCGUUGUCAUCGAGCAAUGGAAGGGCACGGCGAAGUUCCUGAACAGCAACAACAACGUAUUGAGCGUCAAUUGCAAAGAGUACAUAGAGCUUCUAGAGAAAAACAUCAUCGCUCCGUAUCAGUUCAAAAAGCCCGCAAAUUUUUUGUUCUUACUCAAUUACGCGAAUGUUGCUAAUUGUUUACCGCAGAUGUGCCAACUGCACAGGGCUAGUAGUUUACCGGCUGCUGAGCAAUCUGAUAUGAUAGCUACUAUUGUACAUUCGAGGCAGUCUAGAGAUGUUUUCGAUCCGAGAUGGAUGGACUUGUACGAAAAAAUCGUGAUUGAAUUGCAAACCGAUAAAGUUUCCCCGUUAGUAGUUAAUCCUGGUCGAAUAGUGUUAUCGACAUCGAAAUUAUACUUUCAACCUUACAAUAAAAUGGGAGAGUAUCCAAUAAAAAUCAAUCUGAGUAGUAUUAAGCAGGUGGUCAAACGAAGGUUUCUACUGAGGCAAAUCGGAUUAGAGAUAUACUGUAACGAUAAUUCUCCAAAUCCACACGUAUAUUUUUCGUUCAGAAAUCAGCAAUCCAGAGACGAACUCUACAACAAUUUGCUUAAACAAUCGGAACUUAAGCUUACGGAAAUGUUGCAAGACACGAUUACUCUACAAUGGCAGAACGGCAUCAUUUCUAAUUACGAUUAUCUGCUUUAUAUUAAUAGCUUGGGGGACAGGACUUUUAACGACUUGACCCAGUACCCGAUCUUCCCCUGGGUAAUUUCGAACUACACCGAAGACGAUUUAGACCUGAACGAUCCGAAAAACUACCGCGAUCUGUCCAAACCAAUAGGAGCCUUAAACGAAAUCCGCCUGAAUCGCCUGCUGGAAAGAUACCAGGAAAUGUCGAGCAACAAAUUCCUCUACGGUUCGCACUACUCGACGCCCGGAUUCGUGCUCUACUACCUAGCCAGGCUCUACCCGCAUUACGUGCUCUGUUUGCAGAGCGGCCGGUUCGAUCAUCCCGACAGGAUGUUCAAUUCCGUCGCCGACGCCUACAAGAACUGCCUGAACAACAUGUCCGACUUCAAGGAGCUGAUACCGCAGUUCUACGAUGUGUCCGAAGGCGGGAGUUUCUUGGUGAACGGUAUGGGUAUUAACUUCGGUUAUAGGCACAAUAAUUCGAAAGUGGGCGAUGUGGAGUUGCCCCCGUGGAGCUCCGGCCCGAAGGAUUUCGUGCAGAAGUUGAGGGACGCUUUGGAAAGCGAUAUCGUCUCGGAGUCGCUUCCUAAAUGGAUCGAUUUGAUAUUCGGGUACAAGCAAAGGGGCGAGGAAGCUGUCAAGGCGAAUAAUCUGUUUUAUCAUUUGUGUUACGAAGGUGCAAUUGAUUUGGAAGCGAUUACCGAUCGUAAUCAGCGACACGCUCUCGAAGUGCAAAUAAUGGAAUUCGGUCAAAUUCCGAAGCAAGUUUUUAGAGUACCGCAUCCUCAGAGGAAAAUCGGUUGUAGCAUUCUGACAGAACCGUACGAAAUUACUAAUCAUUCAUCUGAUACAGGCAAUUGGAGAGAAUCUACUGCUUUGGAAUUGUCCACGAGUUUUAAUUCGCACAAAAGCACAGUGAGUCAUUUAUUUAUCAGCGAGGACGGCACUAAAAUCACUUCAGUGGGUCACGAUUCGAAGCUCAAAGUGUUUUCCUUGGCACAAAAUAAGCAAAUCAGAUCGGCCAAUAUAGGGCAAAUGCCGUUGAGCAGUUGCAUUCAACUACCCAAUUCUAACGUCAUCGUCAUAGCGAGUUGGGAUAAUGAAAUUUCUUUAUACGAUAUGGAUUAUGGAAGAGUGGUAGAAAAUGUACUAGCGCACGAGGAUGCUAUUACUUGCAUGUGUUUCGAUGUAGCUUCUAAUAUUCUUGUAUCAGGAAGCGGAGAUUGUACGAUUAAAAUAUGGAAGGGGCUGAACAAUAACGGAUGCAUCAAACCCAUACAGUGCCUUCAGAAACAAAUUGAUCACAAUUCUCAGGUCAAUUGUCUCAGUUUCAACAGUGUGAGUAAUCAUUUAGCGGUAGGAACGGAAGACGGGGACGUUUACAUAUGGGAAAUGUCAGGGUUUUCUCUGUUCAAGAAAUACACUAGCCAAUCGUCCAGUAUUACAGCUGUCAGUUACAAUUCAGACGGGACCAAACUGGCCACGGGUAGUAGAGAUAGAGUCUUCCAAAUAAUCGACGUGAAUACGGCCCUGCCGGUGUUCAGUAAAACGUUAACUUCCAGUAUUUCAUCGAUGAAGUGGCGGGACUAUUUGCUAAUCUUAGGGUGCGAUGAUGGAAUGUUACUUUUGUGGGACAUUUUCGAAGUCAAAAUCCUGAUGGAAGUCGCGGCUCAUGCUGGUCCGAUUAAAACGAUAGAUAUAUCGUGUUGUAAAGACGAUUUUAUAGCCACGGGCAGUCAAGACAAAUCGAUUAAAGUUUGGAAACCGAAGGCGAAAUGUUGAUUUUACUUACGUACUUAAUUAUGCUUUAAUCUACCUAGUAGAACUUAGCGAUUAAAUCAUGUAUAUGCGAAUUUUUGAUACAUCUAUGUGAUACAUUUUCAUUAACUAAUUUUUUAUAUUAUUAUUGUUAUAUCAUUCCUUU